GUUCGAGAUGGGCUUCGAGAUGGGCGAGCUCCUCGGCAGGGGGUCCGACGGAGAGGUGCGCAGCGCCUGGGAGUGUGCCACCGGCACGGAGAUCGCGGUGAAGAUCAUCCGCUUCGACUCGCCAUCGGCACCGAGGAGGCUAUCGACGUCAUCGUCCGACAGAAGGCGAAAGGACCUGGAGCACGCGCAGGCCCAGAGACGCAAGCGCGCAUGGACAGAGGUGGAGACGCUGCGCACGGUCGGCGAUCACCCCAACAUCGCGCGGCUGCUUGGGUCGUUCACCACCGACGACGCCGCAUAUGUCCUCCUGGAGCGGUGCGAGUGCUCCGUGCUUGCGAAGUUCGACUCGGACCCACGGCUCCUGCAGGAGGGCCUGCCGUGGGUCUUCCAGGGGAUGCUCACGGGCAUAUCCGCUUGCCACCGCGCCAGAGUCGUGCACCGCGACGGGGUCGGCGGAUUGGCACCGACGGCGCCACCGUGA
Molecule: messenger RNA, 481 nt
Organism: Prorocentrum cordatum
Lineage: Eukaryota; Dinophyceae; Prorocentrales; Prorocentraceae
Source: the annotation of a GenBank genome assembly